Chenopodium quinoa (quinoa) is the source of this 801-nucleotide messenger RNA. RefSeq names its product cyclin-B1-2-like. Gene Ontology annotation, biological process: proteasome assembly. The record is from RefSeq and is a predicted model, not a curated record. Bases 135 to 563 code for a protein of 142 amino acids. The transcript has 4 exons. NCBI's taxonomy places the organism in Eukaryota, Viridiplantae, Streptophyta, Magnoliopsida, Caryophyllales, Amaranthaceae. Gene Ontology annotation, cellular component: cytoplasm; nucleus.
CUUGUACAACAAGGCGGCCCAAAACUAAAAAGCAACAUAUAACCAAAGCAAUCAAUUUAUGCAUCUCAGUAACACAGAACAAGAACAACAACAACAACACAGAAAAAACUCGAGCUAAUUGAAGAAGUCCAACAAUGGAGGAAGGAACAAAGGUCAUUCCACACCAAAUUGGAGGAAUCCACAACGAUGCUCUUCGAUUCGGCAUCCAUGGCGUCAAGAGCGAGAUUCUCGAAGCUCAUCCUCUACAAUCCGCUGUUCUUAAAGCGGAGAAAACUCAGCAAGAGAUGAAGAGGAAGAUUCUUGCUAACACUUAUGGUUCCGCUCUUCCUCUUAAGAUGGACCUCGAUCGCCAAAUUCUUUCUAGGUUCCAGAGGCCUCCUGGACCGAUAUCAUCCUCUAUGCUAGGGUUGGAGGCAGUGACAGGAACUUUAGAUGAUAUUGGUUUCGAAGAUUAUCUGAAUGAUCCACGUGAUUCAGAAUCGCUCCGAGUUCCAGACAUGCAUCAUGGCAUGGAAGUUCGUCUAGGCCUUUCUAAAGGACCAGUUGGUCCCUCUUUCUUCUGAUUGGCUACUAUUGUUGCUGAAGAUGUUCUCAAAUAGUUGGAAAUGGAUGUAUGAACGAUCUUGCAGUUAUUUCCUUAGACAUCUAAUCUAGUGAGACUUUUUGUUAUGGAAAUAUGUCAGCUUGAUCUAAUGGAAGUAUGAACGAUCUUACAAUUAAAUUUGUUAUGUUUGCCAAUAGUUGACGCAGUUUUCCUCUUUUUACAUGCUUAUUAAUUUUUGAUAUAUAUUUAUGAUGCUA